AGAGCUGGGAGGAGGAGGCGGCGGCGGCGCUCUCUCACACCUGACUUCUGCUCAGUUUGAACUCCGCAAACUACCUGCGCUCCCCACUUUCUGCACAUAUGGAGCUCCGUGUCGGACAGCGGAGGCACUAAUUUCUCCUGCUCUGUGGGACAACUCGCAGUUUCAGGUUUCCCCGAACAACGAUCAGCAACCUGUCAUCACCUCUCCAAGUGAGUCUGUGUGCAGCAGCACUCCUGUCCCUCCGUGUCUCUCAGAAACACUCCAACAGCCAUACAAAAACAUCCAGGGACUGCAGGCUGUAAGAUUAGAGAGAAGGAUGGGGUCACCGGUUGUCUGCCUGGCUUGGUUCCUCAUUCUAGGCUUCACCACCAGUGCGUUGAGUCUCAACCCUGAUGACCCCAAUGUCUGCAGCCACUGGGAGAGCUAUGCAGUGACUGUCCAGGAGUCCUAUGCUCACCCAUUUGACCAGAUCUACUACACCAGAUGCACAGACAUCCUCAACUGGUUUAAAUGCACCCGACAUAGGAUCAGCUAUAAGACGGCUUACCGGCGGGGAGUGAGGACCAUGUAUAGGCGCCGCUCGCAGUGUUGCCCUGGUUACUUUGAAAGCGGAGACUUGUGUGUUCCUCUGUGUACAGAGGAGUGUGUGCACGGUCGCUGCGUCUCUCCUGAUACAUGCCAGUGCGAGCCUGGGUGGGGUGGACUCGACUGCUCCAGUGGCUGUGAGAGUGACUUCUGGGGACCUCACUGCAGUAACCGCUGCCAGUGCCGAAACGGGGCCAAGUGUAACCCUAUAACAGGGGCCUGUGUUUGCACCGACGGGUACCAGGGGUGGCGCUGCGAGGACCCCUGCGAACACGGCUACUAUGGCAAGGGGUGCCAGUUGUCCUGCCAGUGUCUUAAUGGCGCCACGUGUGACCAUGAGACAGGAGAGUGCAUUUGCGCACCAGGAUACACAGGAGCUUUCUGUGGGGAGCGGUGCCCCUCCGGCAGCCAUGGACCGCAGUGUGAGCAACGCUGCCCCUGUCAGAAUGGAGGAACAUGCCAUCACAUUACCGGAGACUGUUCAUGCCCUGCUGGGUGGACGGGUUUGGUGUGUGCUCAGCCCUGCCCUCUGGGCAAAUAUGGCAUCAACUGCAGCAAAGACUGCUCGUGUCGCAAUGGUGGACUGUGUGACCAUGUGACUGGAAAGUGCCGGUGUGCAGCUGGAUUCAGUGGACGCAGAUGUCAGGAAGACUGUCCUGUGGGCACCUACGGUCCACAGUGCAACCAAAGGUGUGAGUGCCAGAAUGGUGCAAAGUGUCACCACAUCAAUGGAGCUUGUCUAUGUGAAACAGGCUUUAAAGGCCCUAAUUGUCAAGAGAGAUUCUGCCCUCCGGGCCUUUACGGCCUCAUCUGUGACAAGUACUGCCCUUGUAAUACCACCAACACAGUCAGCUGCCAUCCGCUAUCUGGCGAAUGCACCUGCUCACCAGGAUGGACAGGGCUUUACUGCAAUGAAACCUGCCCUCCUGGCUACUACGGAGAAGGAUGCUUUCUGUCUUGUAGCUGCACCAAUGGAGCUGACUGUCAUCCUGUCUCAGGGAUCUGUACCUGCGCCCCUGGCUUCAUGGGUGAGGACUGUGCUACAGUGUGUCCACCUGGUCUAUUUGGGCCAAGUUGCAUGUCCACCUGCUCCUGUCACAACCAAGCAUCUUGCUCUCCAGUCGAUGGCUCCUGCAUUUGCAGAGAAGGCUGGCAGGGUGUGGACUGCUCCAUUCCUUGUUCCAGCGGUACAUGGGGUCUGGCCUGUAAUCAGACAUGUUUAUGCAGCAACGGAGCUGCGUGUGACCCCGUUGAUGGCACCUGUGCUUGUUCUCCCGGGUGGAGAGGGGAGCACUGUCACGAGUCCUGCCCUGAUGGCACCUAUGGGCUGGACUGCCGUGAGCGGUGCGACUGCAGUCACGCUGACGGCUGCGACCCUGUGAGUGGCUACUGUCGCUGCUACCCUGGCUGGACAGGAAUCCACUGUGAUAACGUGUGCCCACAAGGCUUCUGGGGACCCAACUGUUCAGUCAGCUGUUCCUGUCAGAACGGAGGGUCCUGCUCUGCCGAGGACGGCACAUGUGUGUGCGCACCUGGAUACAGAGGGACCUCGUGCAAAAGAAUCUGCUCUCCGGGGUUCUACGGGCACCGCUGCAGCCAGACGUGUCCGCAGUGUGUGCACAGCAUUGGCCCGUGCCAUCACGUCACCGGUCACUGUGAGUGCCUCUCUGGCUUCACGGGCUCCCUGUGCAACCAAGUUUGUCCGAGCGGCAGGUACGGCAGGGCUUGCACCGAGAUCUGCCUCUGUACCAACAACGGCACCUGCAACCCCAUCGACGGCUCCUGCCAGUGUUUCCCCGGCUGGACGGGACACGAUUGCUCGCAGGCCUGUCCCUCUGGGCAUUGGGGUCCUGAUUGUCUCAACUCGUGUAACUGUCACAACGGAGCCCAGUGCAGUGCCUAUGACGGGGAGUGCAGGUGCAGCCCUGGCUGGACUGGUCUCUACUGCACACAGCGUUGUCCUUCAGGGUUCUACGGAAAAGACUGCGCCGAAGUCUGCCGCUGCCAGAACGGCGCGGACUGCGACCACGUCACGGGCCAGUGUGUUUGCCGAACGGGCUUCAUUGGGACAGGCUGCGAGCAGAAGUGUCCUGCUGGUACAUUUGGCUACGGCUGCCAGCAGCUAUGCGAGUGCCUGAACAAUGCUACCUGUGACUAUGUGACUGGAACGUGCUACUGUAGCCCCGGGUAUAAAGGCAUCCGCUGUGAUCAAGCAGCUCUGAUGAUGGAAGAGCUAAACCCAUACACCAAGAUUAGCCCAGCGCGUGGUUCAGAGCGCCAGUCAGCGGGGGCUGUCAUGGGCAUCAUCUUCCUCCUCCUCAUCCUCAUGGCCAUGCUUAGUGUGUUUGUGUGGUACAGACAGAGGCAGAGGGACAAGGGCCAGGAGAUCCAGCCCAGUGUGUCCUACUCACAGGCAAUGCACAUUAACAACACUGACUAUUCUCUUUCUGAGUGUGGCAGUACUGUUGCGAUGAGGACCAGCGCCUCAGAGAUCAGUCAGAACCAGAACAGCACCAGCAGCACUGGCCAAUGCUUCUCCAACCCCAGCUACCCCACCGUGGCUCAGUGCAAUGUAGUCUCAACCAUCUCCAGCAACCUGGAUGGGACCUUGACACUCAAAUCAAGUACCCUGAAGAGCCGAAAUGGCUCAGAAUGGAGAGCCUUCUGCAACCUUAAUGACAUAGAGGUUCAACAGAGUGAGGCACAGCCACAAAGAGCAUCAAGAAAAGAUUACAUAAAGACCUCCAUGUGCAACAACAGCUCCUGCUCCCUGAGUAGUGAUAAUCCAUACGCCACAAUCAGAGACCCACCCGGGCUAGCGUGCAAGCACACAGAGAGCAGCUAUGUGGAGAUGAAGUCCCCCUCCCACCGUGAAGUCCCCUUCGGAGGCACCGCGACUCUCCUGGCCACUGUGAGCAGGAACGUCUACGACGCGGAGCCCACCGUGAGUAUCCUGCAGGGACCCAACGGGAUGGCCACGGGUUUUUCCCAGGGUCCCUACGACCUUUCGUGCGGCAGCCACAUCCCCAGCCACUACGACAUUCUGCCAAUGCGCCACAGUCCCACACAUACACCCCCACCAGCCCCAGAAAGCCCCAGCUCCUUGCUUUAGAGCCAACAUCCUCCACCUGGCCUGGACAACGUGCCGGCAAAGCGCAGGAAACCGACUUUCAGCCAAUGGAUCUCCGUUUGUCCCUGUAUGUAUUCGAUUAGGUGCUAAGAUUCUGAGAUGGACAGACAGCCGCGACUCCCAUUGGAUCUCUUUGGCUCUCUUCCUGUGACCCUGAGGGAAAGUGAGGGGAGGUAAAAAAAAAGUGUCCCACACACCAGCCACUGUUCGCCCCUUUUGAUUUUGCUAUGGAGCUGACCACUCUAACCGCCGCCUGGCCUUUAUAUGGACCUCCUGGUGUGGAGCGGGGGUUGUUCCAAACACUGCUGAGAACAGGACACGUGGACUGAGUGGACAGUUUACUUACAGAGAGAGCUAGCCUCACACUUUUAUCCCAUCAUAUAUGUUUAUUAUAGAUGAGCAGCUGAGUAUUUAUUAUGCCCCCCCCCCCAAACCGAAAUUAUUAUCAGAGAGAGAGAGAGAGAGAGGUGAAACUCUGAAGGGAAGGGAUGUUCCCCGGCAGCCUAAAUGUUAGACAUGAAGACGGGACUGUGAAACGAGUUGGAGCAAGCAUGGGUAAAACAGAAAAUUGUUGUGACGGUUCUUUAUUCGUUGUUAUCCAGUAAUGACCACACACACACACACACACACACACACAUACUACUAAUGUAAGUUAAGUUUUGCUGUUAAUGAGGACCGUGUGUAUCUGGACAUGUUUUCAGGUCGCCAGUGUUCAUGUAUUUAUUACGUCUAUUGAGACUUGCAGACACGGAAUCGGUCCAACGUUUGACCUUUUUCUUCACAUCGAUCAAGUGCUCCAACCUUGUGUUGUUUUUUUUUUUCUUGAAAAUGUCCUGGUUUCUAUUUUAAUGUUAUUGGAUGCUUUGAUCCUUUAUGUUUUGUAUUUAUAAAGCUCUUUGCUUUAUGUGUUCAUUUCUAUUAAUAUUAUUAUUAAUUAUGUUUUUUAUCAAUGUGGUUAUAAUGAUAAAAAAAAAAGAUGAGCAUGAUCAGAUAAUGAUACCCACCGAUGUAGAUAACACACAAUUUAUCUUCUUGUGAGAUUAGCUGUGUCAUUUUGUGAGCUGUUUUGAAGUCACUUAAAAUAUUCUCUCUGUCAAAUUGUAGAUUAAAAAUAACUUUUCAUCUGACCAAUUUAAGACCCAAAAGAAAUAUGAAGGGGAUUCAUCGUGUGUGAUAGAAAUCCAUUUCUAAAACUUCUUUUUGUUUUGCCAUCGGACUAAUUCAUUCUUUUAUCUAGUAGACUGAAUUUGCUGGAAUCCAUUUCACUCUCUGUUGAAGCAAUAACAUGUUGACAAUCGAGGCACAGGCAGCGUUUCUCCGUUGCCGGACAUGAUCGCAGCUUUGAGCAGUGUAGGUACGGUUGAUCACACCUUACAUGACUGUUUGUCCCUCUAGGACGUUUUUUUUUUUUUUUUUUUUUUUUUUCCCCAGUUGCUGUCACAUAAAUCUGGUUGUGGUUUUGGUACUUCAGUUUGUUUCCAAUUAAAUACCUCUUCUGUCACCAGAAA
This is a messenger RNA of Fundulus heteroclitus (mummichog), 5223 nucleotides long. It is a transcript of the gene megf11, whose product is annotated as multiple EGF-like-domains 11. Gene Ontology annotation, molecular function: protein binding. NCBI's taxonomy places the organism in Eukaryota, Metazoa, Chordata, Actinopteri, Cyprinodontiformes, Fundulidae. Gene Ontology annotation, cellular component: membrane. The record is from RefSeq and is a predicted model, not a curated record.